GUUUCUCUUUCCCUCUUAAGAACUCGGCCCCUGCCUGUCUUCUGAUCUUGCUGCCGCUCUGACUAGUUCGCUGCCUCUUGCCUCUCCUUUCUCUCUGCUUAGCGCCUUGCCUUCUGAUACCACUCCCAGUAUGGAGGCCAAUCAGUCUGCACAGCUGUCGGGGGAGCCACAGUCAACACCUGUGGGGGACAGUUCAGUAUUGCCCAGUCAAAAUGGCCUGGAGAGCCAAGAUGAUCAGGAUUCCUCAGCCCCACUCCCAGCACCUGAGGAGGAGGCAGGUGUGCAGCCUGAACAGGGAGCCCACGAUAUCUCUGAAGAAUUGAACCGACAACUGGAAGACAUCAUUAACACGUACGGGUCUGCUGCUGACACGGCAGGGAAAGAGGGUCUCGCCGCGGCCGAGGAGCAGCCUGAGAACACAGAACCACCCGACAAUGAGGACAGGGACUGCGAGGAGACCACCGGAGAGACGGAGAGAGAACCUCCGGCCUCUGGAGAGCCACCUGCAGCCAAGGAGCCUGUCAGCAAUAAAGAGCAAAAAUUGGAGAAGAAAAUUCUAAAAGGAUUAGGCAAAGAAGCCAAUCUGCUAAUGCAAAAUCUGAACAAGUUGCAAACUCCUGAGGAAAGGCUUGAUUUUUUAUUCAAGAAGUAUGCUGAAUUGCUGGAUGAGCAUCGCACUGAGCAAAGGAAGUUAAAACUCUUACAGAAGAAACAGGCACAGAUCCAAAAAGAAAAGGACCAGUUACAAGGUGAACACAGCAAAGCUAUCCUUGCACGAAGCAAACUGGAGGGUCUGUGCCGGGAGCUGCAGAGACACAACAAGACACUGAAGGAGGAAACCCUUCAGAGGGCACGUGAGGAAGAAGAGAAAAGGAAGGAGAUCACAAGUCAUUUCCAGGGCACCCUCACAGAUAUCCAGGCCCAGAUCGAGCAGCAAAGUGAGCGAAAUAGGAAGCUCUGUCAGGAGAACACUGAGCUCGCAGAGAAACUAGAAAGCAUCAUUGACCAGUAUGAGCUCAGAGAGGAGCACCUGGACAAAAUAUUUAAACACAGAGAACUGCAGCAGAAGCUGGUGGAUGCAAAACUCGAGCAGGCACAAGAAAUGAUGAAGGAAGCAGAGGAGCGACACAAACGUGAAAAGGAAUAUUUGCUGAACCAGGCAGCAGAGUGGAAACUUCAGGCCAAAGUGCUGAAGGAACAAGAGACAGUCCUGCAGGCUCAGCUUACUGUCUACUCUGGAAGGUUUGAAGAGUUUCAGAGCACACUGACAAAAAGCAAUGAGGUGUUUGCCACCUUCAAACAGGAAAUGGAUAAAACCACUAAGAAAAUGAAGAAGCUGGAAAAGGACACAGCCACGUGGAAAGCUCGGUUUGAGAACUGUAACAAAGCUCUGUUGGACAUGAUUGAAGAGAAAGCAUUGAGAGCUAAAGAAUAUGAGUGCUUCGUGAUGAAAAUUGGAAGGCUAGAGAACCUCUGCCGAGCUUUACAAGAGGAGAGAAACGAACUCUAUAAAAAAAUUAGAGAAACAAAAAUGCCUGAAAAGGAUGACCAAGGUCAGCUCACCUCUGACGACGACGAGCCAGGGUCAAAUACCUCCGUGGGUGAAGAGGCAGAUGCGCAGGAAGCCAACAGUGUUCACAAUGCUGUGCAAAAUCUGGCCGCGGCCUUCAUGGUCAUUCAUCGUCCAGAGUCAACCCUCGAUGCGUCCAAAGAAAUCCAAACAUUAGUCAGCAGUCCUCAACGGGCCGGCGGCACGGCCCUCAAGGGGCUGGAACAAGCCCCUCUGAGGCCAGCAUGCCAUUCAGGGAGUCCCCUGCAUCCCUCAAGUCCUCAGGCUGAGGCGGAGGGAGGCAACGAGGCAGAACCUCCCCUCAGAUCAGGGUCAGGAGCACAGGCCCAAGGCAAUGGUCCCCCUGCUGGACCACAGGCUGAUCCGCGGGCCCAGAAGCCAGAGGCAGCAUUUUCCGGCCAGGCCCCGGAGCCUCCGGCAGAAGCAUUUCUGCGGGAGAUGGAGGCCAAAGGGCAGCCCCGGAAGCCAGAGGCAGCAGCUUCCGGCCAGGCCCCGGAGCCUCCGGCAGAAGCAUUUCUACGGGAGAUGGAGGCCAACGGGCAGCCCCGGAAGCCAGAGGCAGCAGCUUCCGGCCAGGCCCCGGAGCCUCUGGCAGACGCAUUUCUACGGGAGAUGGAGGCCAAAGGGCAGCCCCGGAAGCCAGAGGCAGCAGCUUCCGGCCAGGCCCCGGAGCCUCCGGCAGACGCAUUUUUACGAGUGAUCGAGGCCGACAGUCGUGCCCCGCCCCCCGCAGCGGGAGAGCACGUGCCAGCUGGGGAGUCUAGACGUGAGCCCAGGAGGCAGCCCCCAGAAGCAGCAGCAGCGGAGGGGCUGCCAGGAGGGCCCUCAGCUGGGCCCCCGCUGCCCGAAGUGGCCGACACCAAUCUGGAAGGAGUCGACUAAGCCUCCUCUGCCUUCUGAGGCUGUUCUUCCCGAGUUUCCAUCGUCCUAACAGAUUGUCUCCUGAAAGAGGCAUUAAGGGCUGGGGACGUGUAAUGGAAGAGACUUAUUUAGAAUCAAGACAUUUUAAUGUUAUGCGAAGUACCUUAAGCCUUUGCUAUUUGUUCUCAAUUUAUAACUGAUUUGGAGAUUUUCUGUUUAACACUGAUAGUAUAAUUUUCUCAAAUGGCAACAAAACAUACGAGUAGCAAAUUUAUAUUAAUUUGCCAUUAAGGUGGUACUUAAUUUAAUUUCUUAAUCAACAGUAAGAUUUGGUGUUUAAAGACUCCCAUUACAAUAUAUAAAUACUGAAAAUGUGAUGCUUUAUUUAUUUCCAUAGAGUUUAAUAAGUGCCAUAGUAAGUAACGGAUGACC
Molecule: messenger RNA, 2863 nt
Organism: Kogia breviceps (pygmy sperm whale)
Lineage: Eukaryota; Metazoa; Chordata; Mammalia; Artiodactyla; Physeteridae
Gene: TXLNB
Product: taxilin beta
Molecular function (GO): syntaxin binding
Source: RefSeq, a predicted model, not a curated record